Stegostoma tigrinum is the source of this 8829-nucleotide messenger RNA. RefSeq names its product zinc finger protein 407-like. Gene Ontology annotation, cellular component: nucleus. The record is from RefSeq and is a predicted model, not a curated record. Lineage: Eukaryota; Metazoa; Chordata; Chondrichthyes; Orectolobiformes; Stegostomatidae. Gene Ontology annotation, biological process: regulation of gene expression. The transcript is spliced from 9 exons. Gene Ontology annotation, molecular function: zinc ion binding; nucleic acid binding. The coding region runs from base 224 to 7720 and encodes 2498 amino acids.
CUCAUUCUCAGCGACGCCGACUUGCUGCUACGGCAGGCCAUUUGUGUCUAAGUACACGGUGAACGGUCGCUUCAUUUUCGCGUACAGGUACGUCCGACUAACGACACGAUCCCGUAUCCCGGUCGACUCGUUGGGCUACGGAGGGUCAAAGGAAAUAAAAAGAGCUGUUCUACUGACGCCACCCUGCCAACAAAAUGAAAUACCUUGAUCAUAAACUGCAACAAUGGAUUUAAAUGAAGAAUCCAUAGACUCUGAAGGCAACUUGGUUGAGUUGCCAGUCAAUGAAGAGAAAAUUGGGAAAACCAGAGCGAAACCAGCAAUUGGACAAAAUACACACACUGGUUUAAUCAGACGUUGCAGACGAAGCGGAAACCCACGGCUGGAGAAUACAAAGGGCUUGAACACAAGCACUGCCUUGGAAGGAAAGGUGGCCCAUGGCAGACCUAAGUGUGGUAAGCCUCCCUGUGGGGAGGUCACUCCGGCCAAAAGACACAAGCUGGACACUUUGGAACAAACUCAAGACAGUGGGAGUAUUGAGCCUGCUGAAGGUUCGGCUUUAGCCCAUGAAGAAGAGCCAGCAAGCUCAAAAACCAGGCACGUAGAAAAUGAUAUUGUGAUAGACAGUGUGCUGUCUGAAAGACGACCUGGGGAUUGUCAGGAUAAAAAUAAGAAGAUCAAAUUUGAAGCAACUUCACUGUCCUUGUCUUAUAACUUUAUACGGAAAAAAGACGCUGCACUAAAAACUAAUGUGGAUCAGUGUCAUUUCACUGAUAACUGUUUUGUUUGUAAUAUUUGUAAUGUUACCAGCCAAUCCAAGGAGAGUUACAAAAAGCACAUAUCCUCAGUUCGCCAUAAAAAACAAGCUAAAAGCACAAGUCAAGAUGCAAAUGCAAAAGAAGGAUUUAACUGCAGGCUCUGUGGCCACCUAUUACCUUCACGGUAUGACUUAGACAAACACAUUAAAGAGAACCAUUCCAAACGAUCCAAGGCACACAUUUGUCUUCAGUGCAACUUCAAGGCAGAGAGUGCAGCAUUAUUGCAAGCUCAUCUCAAACACAAACACUUCCAGGAAAAAAGAUUAGGUUGUGACCUAUGUGGUUAUCAAUGUUAUGAUGAAAACCUGCUGAAAACCCAUUGUCGUGGGAAUACUCAUCUUCGCCGCAAGAACCUUGCUGCACGGGGUGGAUACAUACACUUGCUUUCCAAAAAGGGUCUUUCAGGUGAAAAUGUUACAAAAGAGAAAGCAAGAAGUGCAAAACCCUUAAAUAAGAGGCCUAGAAAUUUGAGAAUGGCAAGGAACAGAUGUUGUGCCCAGAAGGAUGGUAAGCAAAGCAUUGAGUGUUUCGGCAAAUCAACAAGAAUUGGCGAUAGUCUCUGUGUGGAAGUAGGUUGCAGAGAUAAAAUGCCAAUGGCAAAUGAUCAAGCAGAGCUUAAUGAUUGUCGUGCUGGAAAGGCAUCUCAUGGAAGAACUUUGAGAAGUACAAAAGAACCAACUAAUCUUCUGCAAGAACGUGGCAUUAAUCAAAGACUAAGGCACUCUGGAAAUGGUAAUGUCAGCCUGAGACUGCGCAGUGCACGCUGCAAAGUCAAUUCUGAACACAGGAGUACAAGAAUCAGGCUUCCCAAGGAAGAAGUGGCAAACCAAAGGUCUCCAAGAAAGCUCCCAGGAAAAACUAACCUUUCAACAAGGCAUAACAGUCGAGGUCGAGGUCAAAACCGGUUUUCUCAUAAGAGAGAGGUUUUUCCUAAAGCACAGCAAAAAAGUGUCAGUGCUGCUGGAAGCAAGAAUGUGAAAGAAACAAGGAAAUCGAUUGCCCAGGAAUCAAAGCAACUCGAAGGAAAACCUGAGAAUCAGGAUAAAACUACUGAUACAACACCCAUUGAUGCAAACCUAGAGGAUGGGAAUGCAUUUAAAGUAAGUUGCUCAAGUGGCAAUCAGGAAGGAGCAUCAGCCCCGUCAGAAGUACCUCAUUCAUUAGCAUUGGUUGAAAACAACAUUGAAAAUACUUCAGGGAAUCAAAACCUUGAGUCCCCAUCUGCCAAUCCAGCAAAUAAUAAAGUCUCUAAAGUUGAAAAUCCUGAAUCGAAGCUGAGCCCUGCUGACCGUAAAGCCCUCCGCACCUGCUCGUACUGUGGCCAUUUGUUUCAGAACCGAAAAGGCCUAGAGGUCCAUAUCAAGAGACGCCAUACAAAGGAAAUGGUGUUCCAUUGUCGACCGUGUGGCUAUGCUUGUGUUACAAAAGGUGACUUUGAAAAGCAUUGUCAAAGCAACAGGCAUCAAGUUAACUUCUCCAAGAUUGACUGUUGGCUCUGCACCUUUGUGACCUCUGAUGAAGAAACUCUCAAGAAUCAUAUGAAUCAAAAACACAAAAUAGUUUCUUACUGCCGACCUUGCAAACUGCACUUUGUAUCAGAAGAUGACCUAGCAGACCACGUUGGUACUGAUCAGCAUGUAAAAAACAUGUUCCCGCAGCAGAAAGACACCACAGCUGAGCAAGCUGGAAGACUGCAGCUGAGAGGACUAGAAUUAAAUAAAAUCUCUUUAUCAGAUACAAAUGAAGAAACUACUGUAUCAAAAGCAAAUCCUUUGUUAAAGGAUCCUCAGAAGCUUUCUAUCACCAGAGUAGUUGCAGGGAAUAUACUAAAACGAUCAACACACAGCAGACCCCAGUUGCAGUGUAAACAUUGCUUUUAUAAAGCUAGAUCUGCCUCAGUCCUUUUAAAACACAUAAGACUCAGACAUGCACAAGAGUAUCGCUUUUUUUGUAAAGUGUGUAGCCUCUACACUAUUAGCAAGGAAGCUAUGGAGAAGCAUAUUAAACGAAGUAGGCACAUUAUGAAUGCCAAGAAAACAAAUCUUGGCCCAUCCGCGGAGGAGUGUGUUGAAGAAGUGUCUGUUGGUGUUCAGGAUGUUCAAAAGACCAUGAAGACUGCAGGGGCUUCAGGGAAUGUUAAUACUGAAAUAGAUAAAGGUUAUGUUCAAGUUCUUGAGCCAUCAAAACCCAGAGAGGAAUUUGUUGUAGCUUGGGAAAUACCAAAAGGGGAUGCAGGCAAUGUAGAAGAUGUUCAAAAAAGCAAUCUUCAUUCGACAGGAAGUGUUAAAAGAGGGCGCCCUAAAGGGAAUAUUUCCAGAACUUGCCUUUAUUGUGGACUAUUGGCUUCCAGUGUCACAAAUCUGAACAUUCACAUUAGGCGGAAACAUAGUCAUCAAUACAGUUACUUCUGCAAGACCUGUAACUACUACACUGUCACCAAAGGAGACAUGGAUCGUCACUGUAACACCAAGAAACAUAAAAAUCAGGCUGAUGUCUCCAAGACUGAAGUUUGCAGAAAAAUUACCUCAUCUCCUGAUAAGGGUAAUCUACAAAUGAUUGUGACUGAUGUUACCGCUGUUUCCAUGGCUGAAAAUGUUCAAAACAGCAGCAAAGGUUUGAAACCAGAGAUCCCUGGCGCAGAGAACCCAUCUGGGAGUACUGAGAACAGCAAUACUCAUGUGAAUUUAGAGAGAUUGUCUUCAACGCAAAAUCAACAGAAAGUGGAAAAUCAGAAUGAGAUAGUUGUAGUUCUUGAUGUGGAAUCAAAUGAUACGGGACAAAAUGGUAGUUCGUCCAACUCAAAGCAAAGGAAAGAAAACCACACUACGACUUGUGUGUACUGUGGUUUUAUGGCUUACUCUCUUGCUACCCUUGAGAUGCAUGUGAAACGUAAACACACAAGAGAUUUUGACUACUAUUGUAUGGCAUGUGCUUAUUAUGCUGUCACACGUCGUGAAAUGAUGAGACAUGCAAUCACCGAGAAACAUAAACUCAAAAGUCGGUCCUACCUCAAAUUAAAUCCAAAUAAAGGGCAUGAUUCCAGUACCAUGCCAACCAAUACACCAGAGAACAGAAGCCACAAAGAAAGAAAUGAGGAUCGAAUGAAUGAAAGGAGCUGGAACAAGGAAGGAGACAUAUCAAAGGCUUCUCAAGAUGCCAUCCAAAAGUCUCUGCCAAGUGUGAUUGAAACCGAGAUGCCAGUAGAAGGUACUGAAGAGGUCAGAUCAGCGAAAGAGACAGUACCAGUGUCGCAGAUGGCAGAAAAUCAGAUAAAAUCCUUACAAAAUGAAAUGGCUGACGAGGAAGAAAGUAUUCAAACUCUAACAACUGUAUGUCAUUCAGAAAUUUCCUCUGAAGCUUAUUCUGGAAUAUUGGAAGCAAAUUUUGCACGUUCGAAUGCAUCUCUGGAUACUGAAAGUCGUCCUGCAAAAUUGAAAUCUGCGUCAUUAGAGUCAUCAGUGUUGGAAACAACCCAAAAUCAAAUUUCUGAGUUACCCAGUGAGCAAGAUUCAAGUAAGUGUCAUAAAGACAUUGUCAUGUUACAGGAAACUAAUGUCAAGAACAAUGAUAUUGAUUUACAUGUUGAAGCUUCUCAGGCAGAAGAGGAUGAUUUUCAACAGCUUUGCCAGGCAGAUGAGAGAUGGAUAGAUAAGCAAAAUAUUAAACCAACUGAAGUGGCUAAGGAGAUAAGUUCUUCUGAUUUGGAUAGCAGACCAAAUGAAAUGAUUGAUCCAGGUCAAAAUCAACCUAAUACCUACAGCCUUGCAGAGGAAGAGAAUAUGGAAGUAGGACUUUUGGCUUCCACAGAAGAUGUUGAAGGAAGUUCCAUAGUAGGUGGCUGUCUUUGGCAACCUCUGAAGAAUUUAGAACAUAUCCAUGCUAACCAUGUACAACAAAUUGAUAGCAACAAUCAAAACGUCAUGGAGGCAGCUAGGAUGGAAAUGACUGUGCAAGGUGGCAUUGAAGCCUCACACGAUUUUGGUGGGAGUGAAAGUCUUUCAGAUGAUCAAAAUAAAAUGGAAACAGAUUUAAAGGAGAAGACUAGGGAUAUGAAAAGCGCAAAUGAAAAUAAUCGAGAAUUUGAAAUAACUGAAGGCACUGGUGAAAGCCGUAAGCUUGAUUUGCAAUGUAAGGGAUUCCAAAAAUAUUUUGAGUUUGAUGCAUCUAUAGUAAGAUUAAAGAACAAGUUCGGGAGUGAAAAAUCCGAAUGCACUGAUAACAGUGAAGAUAGCCAAGGAGCUGAUGGAAUCUCGCCAGAUGAAUGGGGAGUUGCAGUCUAUAAGACUGACACUUCCCAAGUUGUGAAGAAGAGAAAAAAUAAAGGAUCCUUGUUUCAAUACCCGAAACGCAUUCGCUGUGAGGACUGUGGGUUCCUGGCAGAUGGUGUAAAUGGGUUGAAUGUUCACAUUGCCAUGAAACAUCCUUCUGCGGAAAAGCAUUUCCACUGCUUCCUGUGUGGCAAAUCAUUUUACACAGAGAGUAACUUGCAUCAGCAUUUGGCCAGCAUGGGUCACCAGCGAAUGGAACAGGAGAGCAUUGAGGAGUUGCCAGAAGGUGGUGCUACCUUCAAGUGUGUCAAGUGCAACACAGCUUUUGAUUUAGAGGAGUACCUCUUUGUGCAUAUCAAGCAGAAACAUGGGGAAAUGCUGAGGGAAGUGAACAAAUACAUUGUGGAAGACACAGAACAGAUAAACUGUGAGCGGCAGGAAAAUCAAGGCAAUGUCUGCAAAUAUUGUGGGAAGGUCUGCAAAAGCAGCAAUUCACUAGCAUUUCUUGCUCACAUCCGUACGCAUACUGGAUCAAAACCUUUCCGAUGUACCCUCUGCAACUUUGCGACAGCACAGUUAGGAGAUGCCCGUAAUCAUGUCAAACGGCACCUUGGAGUUCGCGAGUAUAAAUGCCACAUAUGUGGAUGGGCCUUUGUUAUGAAGAAACAUCUUAGCACACAUUUAUUGGGCAAACAUGGUAUCGGGACUCCGAAGGAACGGAAAUUUGUGUGUGAAAUUUGUGACCGGACUUUCACAGAAAAGUGGGCCCUGACCAAUCACAAGAAGCUGCACAUGGGCCAGAAACCAUUUAAAUGCACCUGGCUGACGUGUCACUAUUCCUUCCUCACAGCUUCUGCGAUGAGAGAUCACUUCAGGACUCACACAGGGGAGAAGUCAUUCCUGUGCGACCUCUGCGGAUUUGCAGGUGGAACACGCCACGCUCUCACCAAACACAGGCGACAGCACACAGGUGAAAAGCCAUUCAAAUGUGACCAGUGCAACUUCGCUUCCACAACACAAUCUCAUCUGACUCGUCACAGACGUGUCCACACGGGCGAGAAACCUUAUAAGUGUCCUUGGUGUGAUUACAGGUCAAACUGUGCUGAGAACAUCCGCAAGCACAUCCUACACACUGGCAAACACGAGGGAGUACAAAUGUACAAUUGCCCAAAGUGUGAGUAUGGAACCAAUACUCCAUUGGAAUUUCGCAAUCAUCUCAAGGAGCAUCAUCCAGAUAUUGAGAAUCCAGAUCUGGCAUAUUUGCAUGCAGGGAUAGUUUCCAAGGCAUAUGAAUGUAGACUUAAGGGCCAAGGAGCACAGUUUGUGGAAACGGCUGUUCCAGUCAAUCCACCUCGAGCAGUUUCUACUGAAAUCACAGGUGAUCCACUUGGGAGCUGCAUUGAACAGCAGGAGCCAGCUGAGUCCAUUGGGCAAGUGUUUAUAAUUCAAGGCUACCAAGUUGGAUGUGGUGAGGAGAUUUCCAUUGAUGCUUCAGUUGAAGCUACUGCAGCAGCAACUCUCCAGACUAUGGCAAUGGUGGGUCAAAUGACUCAGGUGGCAAAAGUGAUGCAUAUCACUGAAGAUGGCCAAAUUAUAGACACAACUCAGAACACUGCCCAUGUGGGCAACAUGGUUCCUGGGCAGACUCUGACAAAACAGCCGAUAUCCGGAGCCACCCAGCUGACAGCAGAAAUGGAGCCAACUGAACAAGGGAGUGCUACAGAAACGGCCAUUGCUAUGGAAACCCUGGCAGAUUCCAAUCCUGUUGAACAAGUAGUGACACAAGAGGAGGCAAAAAUGCCCACAUCGGAGAGGCCCUCAGCACUGGUUGCACUUCUGUGUGCCGUCACAGAAGUGGGUGCAGUUGAGGCAAGAUCAGCUGAGCAGGAAGAGAGUGAGUCUACACAAGAGGGGUCUUACUCCGUGAACUCUGCCAUCGAGAAGGUCAUUUUAACCCAAAAAGAAUCAGUGUACGAAGGAACAGAGACAUUCCACAAAGACCAAACUGUCCAAGAAGCUACCGAGGCAGGGGGAACUGUGUCAAACAUUGAGCAGCAAAUAUCUGUGACUACCACGCAAGAAGAAUCCCAAGUUGCUUUCAGUGAUGUGGUACAGGAGGUACUGCAGUUCACUAUGUGUGAUAUGAGGACAACAAACCAUGUUGUGAAAGAUGGCAUUACUCGUGUCAUUGUUGCUAAGGAAGGGACCACACAUGUGGUUGAGGGGGCAUCCCAGAUCAUAGUGCAAGAAGGCGAAGAACAAACUAUAGCUACCAAUGGACAUCCAAUGCGUCUGGUGGAUUCAUCUGGUGAAAUAUCACAGAUAAUAAUUACAGAGGAAGUACUACAAGCCAUGGUUCAAGAGACCACAGGUCAUUUGUCUGAAGAAGCAACUCAUGUGAUUGUGACAGAGGUACCGCACAGCAUUGUAAAUGGCAGUCACUCAAGCGCAGUAACUGAAGUUUAUCCUCAGCGCAUGAUGGGACUGGUAAAUGAGGACAUGUCAUCAUCCAGUCACCCAGUGACAACAGUUGCCUUGGCAGAGUGUUACACUGAGGACAGGUCAGAAGUAGUUAUGAUUGAACUGCCAGCUAAAGAAGAACAAGAAAUGGAAAUUGGUGGAAUCCAAGAAGCAUGACAGUUGGGUAGGAAGCUGUAUCACAAGACAUCCAUGGCUGAUAUUCCGUCAGAUGUACUAUUCAAAGCAUGACAUGCUCAGUAUGGCACUUGCAUUCCAUGCGUCUACUUGUAUGUCUGUUUGGGAAUCUAAUUGCUUCUGGAGCAAUGAAUGGGAGUGCAGAGCCAUGAUCUAAUGGAGUGAGAGCCAGCUAGUCACAUUGACUUCACUGAACAAAGGAAUUUAAAUAAUUUUGCUGUCCAUAACUGUAUUGUCUAAGUUAAUUUAAUGCAUCCAUUUAUACUAUCCAUUCGUUUUGAAAGCAGUAUAGUGAAGUUUUACAUUGGUCUGUAUGUUGAUGUAUCCCCCCAUUUCUAUUGCACAAAAUUGCUUAUCUCAGUUGUGACAGUAAAGGGGUGUAGUAGAACACUGACACAUGUUCAAGAACAAUUUGAAUAGGUGUUUUCAGGGGGUGUUCACCUCAAUCUCAGGGAGUGAUCAGGGGAACCACAACGUCGGGGAAGAAAUGUAGCCCGAAAUUAGACUUGAUGGCCCGGUAAAUUUCCCUUUGUUUCCUGACCUUAGCACUAAAGCCUGAGGGUCGCAUAGCUGAAUUGUGUUAAUGAACAAAGCUGGAAGUGUAGAACGUCACUUUAUAUCAGUAAUGUCAAGAAGCAAGGUGAAAGCCAGCCAGGAUGGAAUGGGAGGAUGGGGAUGGGGAUAAGUGGGUGGCAGUUGUACUGUGUGCAUUUUUCCUAACUUCGUUUUAAAUUCUAUCAACAGAGAAAUUAAAUGAAUUCAGGCACACUGCAUAUAUUCAACCACCAUGAAAUUCUGGAUGUUGUUAGCUGUUUAUUUUUCUUGUUGAAAUGCUGUUUUCCCCAGACUUAGAAAUUCAGAAGCAUGCAUUGAACUUGCUGCGUGAUUUCUUUUGCUUUUUGUUUUUGGGGAGUGGGAGGUAAUAUCAAAAGGUGAUAUGAUUUGAAAUUUAAAAAACUAAGUUUUACUCAGCUCAGGUGGUCUGUUUAACUGUAUAACAAACACAAUAUAACAUAAUAAUGUACAAUUUUAUGUUUGACAAUCAUUAACAUGGCUUUAAAGGAAAAGUUUCUCUGUUUUUCUUUUUGUUA